Cladophialophora immunda is the source of this 1688-nucleotide messenger RNA. RefSeq lists its product as uncharacterized. Lineage: Eukaryota; Fungi; Ascomycota; Eurotiomycetes; Chaetothyriales; Herpotrichiellaceae. The record is from RefSeq and is a predicted model, not a curated record. The transcript has 7 exons. The coding region runs from base 155 to 1393 and encodes 412 amino acids.
CCUUUACAAAGAAAGAGGGAAAAAGGUAUAUAAACAGGGCCCCAGGUCGACGGAAGGCGUCAUUGGGUGUGCAAUUCGAACGCAAAGCAAGCCCUUUUGCUCACUAAUCAGAACUUCAUCACCCCCUUAACCCUUUGGUACAACAUCCUCGAAGAUGGCAAAGAUAGCUGCAGAAGCAGUUCCUCAACUCAAAUCUCAAAUCGAUGCCCUCACCUCUGACCCUGAUGGCGCCCCCGGUGUGGUCUUUGCUGCCGUCAACAAACAAGGCGAGAUCAUAUUCGAACAUGCUAGCGGCAAGGUGGGCCAUGGAAAGUCACAGCCCAUGACCAUGAACAAUGUGUUCUGGAUCGCAAGCUGUACCAAGAUGAUCACGGGAGUUGCCUGUAUGCAGCUUGUCGAGCAAGGGAAGUUGGCGUUGGACGAUGUAGAGCUGGUGGAAAAGCUGGCUCCGGAAUUGAAAGCCGUGCAAGUCUUUGAAAACGGCAAGUUGGUGCCCAAGAAGAGAGGCAUCACCUUGAGAAUGCUCCUCUCUCACACGGCCGGCUUCGGAUACUCGUUCUUCGACCAGCGCAUCAACGAUUGGGCCGGGCCCCUAGGUAUCGACGAAUUCUCUGGUUCCUAUCACGACUAUCUAUCCCAGCCACUCGUAAACCAACCAGGUGAGACUUGGGAAUACGGAAUCAACAUCGACUGGGCGGGACAACUCGUGGAACGGGUUUCUGGUCUCAAACUCAACGACUACUUUCAACAGCACAUCUUCAAGCCCAUGGGCAUCACCCACAUCAAUUUCUUCCCCACCGAGGAAAUGAAAGCCGACCUUGCGUGGAUGAACUCGCGUGCUCCAGAUGGAAAACUCUCCCUGUACGUCAAUGGGCAUUUGAACAGGCGGCCACUUUAUGCGACGACGAAGGGAGAGAUUGAUGCGACGUUCCACGCAGGUGGGGCCGGCUGUUUCGCGAGACCCAGCCAGUACUGCCAGAUUAUUGCCAUGUUGUUGAACGAUGGAGUGCAUCCGGGCACCGGCAACAGGAUCUUGAAGAAGGAGACGGUGGAGACCAUGUUUACGAACCAGAUCCCUGAGAUGCCCAACUAUGGAAGACAGGGCAUCUCUCCACCGAAACUCGACAUGUCGAAUCCCCUUCCCGAACUAUACCCAGAGCCGCACGACGUCCCGCAAGGCUGGGGACUGACCUUCUUCCUCCAUCUACGCGACUCGGCGGUCCAUAGUGAGGGGACAGGCUGGUGGGCGGGAUUGCCCAAUCUGUUCUGGUGGGCCGAUCGCAAGAGGGGUCUCGGCGGCAUCAUCGCCUCACAGAUCGUGCCAUUCGGUGACCCCAAGAUCCUCGGGCUCUGGGCACAGACUGAGGCCGGACUGAUCCAGAAUCUCAAGUAGAGAGGGACGAGAGGAGAGAAGCGGGACCCCCAAAUGUAAGGCGAAGAGGGGGGUGGAGAAGCUUCAGAGUGGGAAGGGAAAUCCGGGAAAGGUGAAGGUGUCGUUCAAAAGGACGCCUGCCUCAUUACGAAAAGAAACUGGGGACUUCUCUGGUUUUGGGUGCCUCCGGUAUCUGAAUUGUCAGGACCACCAUAACUAUGGACCAGUCUCGUGGUACUGGAUUUACGGGUAGUAGUCCGUACCUCAUGCUGCAUUCGUAGCACGUUAAUCAAAGCGAAGCAAUCAUAUGGUGAAG